AUGCCUGACUCCGCUCAGGGUGAGCGAGUCGAUAGAAGUAGCCGUUUAACCGCUCUCUUCAAACGAAAGACUAAGAGGCAUGAUAGGCAGGACCCCUCCCGCCCGUCGUCCAAGGCAGAGGCAUCGCCAGCGAGAAUUACAACCUCAUCAAACCCACCUGCUACAGUUCAGGAAACAUAUGCUGCUAUAAAGGCCGGCGCUACUUCUACUACUGCCACUGGAGCAUUUUUUGCUACUGCUACUGGUGCUGUUUUUGCUACUGCUAGUUUUACUACUGAGACGCCCGCCGAAUCUCGCACUGAAAUAAUUGACGAGAGUGUCGGAUCUGAUUUAUGGUCUCGAGCUUAUCAGAAACUAGAUCGAAAGACCAAGAAUUGGAUCGCAGAUGCCUCCAAAAAAGACAGCGGCGAAGAGAAGGCCCAAGAUCUCAUCAAAAUCAUUCGAGAAAGGGAAGAAGUGUACAAAGAUGCAACCCCGAAGCUCAAAAUCGGUGAUCAGGAGAUCCUAUGGAGAGAUUACGCCAGCAGGGUGGUGGCGUGGGUGACGACAAUUGGGGAUAUCUCCAUCAACUUUGCUCCAGCACCGUCCCCGGUUGUCUGGUCAGCUGUUAAAGUACUCUUGAAGGCCAACGUUUCCCAAUGUGAGGACCUUGCGGCCAUCUUUGGAUGUGCCGAAAAAGUCCUGCGACUUAUUAGACAUGGCAAGGUAUACGAGCAAGUAUACCUCAGUGGCGGCACUUAUAAUACCGCGGCACAGAAUCUACAGGAUGCACUUGUGGACCUAUACAAAGCAUUGAUGGAGCUCCUAGCCCACGCCUCUACGCGUUUAAAUGAAGGACAAGGGAAGCAGUUUCUGCGUGCCCUUAUAUCUGGUGGAGAAGGCGCAAAGUUAGUAUCGGCGCUGGCAGAUCAAGAAGGCAAAGUGUCGAUGGCAGCUCAAGGUUGUGGUGCAGUUGCGUCACAAGAGCAUCAAAAGCUUCUACAGGCUCUUGACGAACCGCUAAGGAACGUUGAAGACACCGUAAAGAAGCUGCUUGAGAAGAUUGAGGAUGGAACAUUGCAACAAGCGCUAGACUAUAUUAGCACCAUACCAAUCGGCGAGCAUCAGCUGGAAAAGCAGGAAGCGAGAACCCCUGAGACAUGCGAAUGGCUAUUGAGUCAUUCUAUAUUUCUCGAAUGGAAAGAUUCAAGGUCCUCAAUACUAUGGCUUCAAGGCAACGUUGGCGCAGGGAAGUCUUUUCUAACCUCCAAAGUCAUUGAAUAUAUUCUUGCCACUCGUAAGCGGAACGCUGAGCAUGAUGAAGGCUUUGCGUACUUCUACUGCAGCCGUUCAGAUCCAGUGCGCCGAGAGACGAAGCAUAUCCUUAGGAGCUAUAUAUCUCAGCUUGCUAGGGUGCCGAACCAUCCAACCAUGAUGGAGAAAAACGUCUAUGCCUUGUACCUCAAGGCGAAGAACGAGAAAAGAGGCUUUAGCACAGACGAAUGUGAGAUGGCCUUGAUGGAGCUCAUGAACUUCUAUCCUCGGACUACUUUGAUCUUGGACGCUCUAGAUGAAUGCGAGAUGGACACUAGAGAGGCCCUUGCUCGCAUUUUGCACAAACUUGUCGACAAGGGUGAAGGUACUGUCAAAGUUUUCAUUGCAAGUCGCAAAGAGGCGGAUAUUGAAGAAUACCUUGGUUCACAGAGGCUGGUUCAGAUUAGUACCGCCGAUAACAAGGAUGAUAUCGAGAAAUAUAUCGACAUGGAGAUAGCAAAGAUUGGUGGCGCAUGGCGUGCAGUUUCUGCGGAAGUCAAGGAGCAGGUCAAGAAAACGAUUGGAGAGAAAAGCGACGGAAUGUUUCGAUGGGCAUACUUGCAAUGGGCGCAGCUCAAAAAGCUGAGAACCAACGAACACAUCAUUGAGCGGCUUGGGAAGCUUCCCGAAAGCCUUACAGAAGCGUAUGAUGAGAUCUAUUCAAAAAAUGAAGAAAAGGCCGUCUUAAAACGGGCAGUCAAAUGGGUUUUAUGCGCUAGAGAGCCAUUGACGAGCGAAGUGCUGCUAAUGGCCGUUCGUUUGGAGAGCAACCUUCUGUCCCUUACCUUGUCAGAUCCCAUCGACGAGUCGAUUUUGGAGGAUAUCUGCUCACACUUGGUUGUUUUAGAUUCUCAACUGAGGGUGUGGAAAUUUCCGCAUGCAUCAGUUGCAGAGUAUUUCGAGGAUCGGCAUAAGAGCUGGGUAAGCAAGGGUCCCGAAGAUGUGGCAAUUCUGCUGGUUUCCUGUUUGAUAGAUUGCUAUUCGACAUGGACACUACCUGACUCGGACGACGAGGUUGAAAAGUAUCUCAAGAUGGCACCGGACCUUGACAACCAUUUAGAUGCGCGACAUCCUCUUCAAAAAUAUACGAGAAAAUAUUGGUUGCAACAUGUGCAAAACGCUCCAAACGAGUGCCAGGAGGCGACGCGGCUACCAGAGAUUCUUAAACGCUUUUUGGGACCACAAGGUCCUCAACAGCCCUCAAGUCGACAGUAUCAAGCUUGGUGCAGGCACAUGUGGAUCAACCGAGACCUUGCUUACGUCUACGGUUACCGAUGGGAUUUCCUGCCACCAGAAAAGUCCAUUUUUGUUAUUUGCGUUUUUGGUCUUGACAAGUUGCUCAAGGGCUGGUGGGAUAAAGACAUUGAUGUCUCACAAGUUAAUAAAGAGGGACUGGAUCUGCUCGCAAUCGCUGCAAAGUGGGGCCAUGAUGGCCUUUGUUCUGAGCUCAUUGACCGGGGAAGCGACAUACACAGAGGGCUGGAUAGUGACUAUGGAAGCGCGUUCAUGGAAGCUAUCGGAAGGGGACGAAUCAAAACGGCAAGGCUGCUCCUAGACAAGGGCGUCGACCCAAAUGCGAUGAGGAACGGCAAAAGCCCGCUCUGUCAGGCUGUUCACAGCAAUGCAGAAGAUUUGGUUGAACCUCUUCUUGAGGCAGGAGCGGAUCCCAACAUCACGUGUUCAGCCUGCUCCUAUGGUUGCGCCUUGGAAGCAGCUGCCUAUUGGGAUAGAAUAAACUCAGCAGAGGUCUUGGUAAAAUAUGGGGCGGAUGUGAAUUUGGCGACUGAAGGAAACAACUACGGCAGCCCUCUAGGAACAGCCGCAUACCAAGGUUCGCUGGGGUGUGCCAAGCUUUUCGUGGAGAAUGGAGCCGACGUGAAUGCGCAUCUCAGCGGAGAUUAUGGCAGCGCUUUGGCUGCUGCGAUAUUUGGGGAAGACGAUAAGAUGGUCAAAUACUUGAUUGAGGAGGCAGGAGCAGACCCAGCCGUCUUAUCCUCAAGUCCGCCACGUUCGCCUAAUAUUGACAGCUAUUCACCCUUUGACAGGCACGAGAUAGCAAGAUAUCUCAUAGAUCUGGGUCAUGUGCAAGAGAGCGUGCUGCUUGCUAUUGGAUUCCCCCGAGAAGAUCUCCCGAGAAUGGAGCGCACCGGAGAUAUUUAGAUGUAUACGAUAUGUAGAAUAUGCUGCAUCGGCUAUUGUCAUCGCACUGGCUAUUAUCUCCCAGCUCUGGCAGUUGGUCUCUCAAGUAGGCAGUUAUGACUGUGUCUACGCCUUUAUGAGCAAGAUAUUCCUUAGGAAUAGCUAUUUAUGUCUGCUCUGCCUGUAUUUUCAUCGUCGUCUACCGGCUAACUACAGGUAAAAG
This is a messenger RNA of Trichoderma atroviride IMI 206040, 3655 nucleotides long. Lineage: Eukaryota; Fungi; Ascomycota; Sordariomycetes; Hypocreales; Hypocreaceae. The record is from RefSeq and is a predicted model, not a curated record.